This is a messenger RNA of Symbiodinium pilosum, 1581 nucleotides long. The record is from the annotation of a GenBank genome assembly. NCBI's taxonomy places the organism in Eukaryota, Dinophyceae, Suessiales, Symbiodiniaceae.
AUGUGUGGAUGGUGGUUCGGUGCCUCUGUGGGUGGGGACAUGGUCUGGUCAUUCCGACCCGGAUCGAACCUCCAUCCUACCAGCGCUGAACCUGAAGUUGGUCUCCUUGGCCGCGAAGGUGCAUGUGGACAGCAUCCUCUCUCAAUGGUCAGUAAGGAGCUCCUCUUGAUUCUCACUUUCAGCUGCCUUGCAACAGACGGCCUCAGUUUGAUCAAGCCUGGGCAGCAUCCAGAUGUCGCUUUGGCACGGGAAAGUCAAGAAGUGAAGCCCGCCCUGGCAGACGAGGCUGAUGUAAAGCAGCAUGGCAUCCUUUGGGUGACAAACACCGGAAAGUUCUGUCUAGGCCUCUUGCUCACUCUAGUUGGGUUGAUUGCAUCUUGGUACUUUGAGCGGCAGCUCGCCCGAUUGGAGUGCUUGCUCUCCAUCGGCCGGAGCAUGUGCAAAAGCGUUCAGGAAGCAAAGGCAAUGCCUGAGAAUUGUGGCUGCCUGGUCCACCUGCCCGGACAGCUGAAGCCGGAGUUGCCAGUUCAAGAUCCGCGCUUCGCGUGCCAUAAGCUUAGCACGGGCUGCGUCCGUCUGAGAACACAGGUGCAAGCCUACCAGUGGGCCGACAGUCGACACUCUCAGUCGCAGAAGCAGUGGUCGGAGGAUCCACAAAGCUUUGCACUCCUGCGUCGGGAUCCGUCCAAGAAGACACCCACGCUGCCCAUAGCAGUUGGAACAACUGUCACAAAUGCAUCUUCAGUGAAGUUUGGGUCAGGUUUUUUUCUGCCUCGCGGCCUCCUUGACCAGUGCUGUUCAUUCCGGCCCGCAUCAAAGCUGCUAGGGUCCGAAGUGUCCACACACAAUGGCCAGUUGCGCUUUCUCUUACACAGUGAUGGCCGGUACUACUGGCGAGCGGGCAAUGACUGGACAGUUGAGAAGGUAGCAUCAGAGCCCAUGCUAGGGGACUUACGGGCAUCGUUCGAGAUGGCGGCUUCUGGAGUUGCAACGGUGCUUGCUUUGCAGGCUGCAGAUGAUGGCGACGGCUCUGCUACCCUUCUUCCAUUCAGAUUGGUGCCUCAGGUAUAUGAGGAAGGCGAGCAGAAACGUCGAGUCUUGCAAGAAGCCCGGAAGUCACGGGUUGGAUUAGCCCAGGAGGAUCAGGUUUGUCCCCAAAGCAGGCUUUGCUGCAGCUGCAACUUUGUGGCCGGCUGCUGUACUGGAGUGGCUACUCCGGAGAUCUUCCGCUUGUACGAGGGCCACCGGGGAGUAGAUGCCUGCUUCACAGACCUCCGGAAGUCCUCCAGCGUAGAUGUCGGCUUGGGCUCCUGGUCUUUCCGACUCCUGGUGCUUUCCGUGCUCACAGCUGGCAUCCACAUCUCCUUCUCAGAGGCUUUGAUGCAUGUGCUGCCCAUCUCCAGGGCUAUGACUGACACGCCCGGCACCGUGCCAAGAUUCAUUGUGAGUGCUUGUGUGGCUCUGGCCGCCACCAGCGGAAUCAUCAGCGUAGUCUUCUUCCCAUACAAGGUGGGUAAGGCCUUCAUCUACUUGGUGGCAGCGUCCUUCUUCUUGGUGCUUCCUUUGAUCCUCAUGUGCUGA